AUGGAAGAAGAGUCUAAACGUCAAUUGCCCUUCCUUGAUGAACUGCAACACCAUCCUCAACACCAUCACGGCGACUGGCAAGCCACCAACCAGCCAGAAACAACAACCACCAGCACCGACCAGCCAGAAACAACAACCACCAGCACCGACCAGCCAGAGCAACAGCCACCAACACCGACCAGCCUGAAACAACAACCACCAACACCGACCAGCCAGAAACAACAACCACCAACACCGACCGGCCAGAAACAACAACCACCAACACCGACCAGCCUGAAACAACAACCACCAACACCGACCAGCCUGGAAACAACAACCACCAACACCGACCAGCCAGAAACAACAACCACCAACACCGACCAGCCAGAAACAACAACCACCAACACCGACCAGCCAGAAACAACACCAACACUGACCACCAACACCGACCAGCCAGAAACAACAACCACCAACACCGACCAGCCAGAAACAACAACCACCAACACCGACCAGCCAGAAACAACAACCACCAACACCAACCA
Haliotis rubra (blacklip abalone) is the source of this 521-nucleotide messenger RNA. Its product is annotated as salivary glue protein Sgs-3-like. The record is from RefSeq and is a predicted model, not a curated record. The annotation marks the transcript as partial. NCBI's taxonomy places the organism in Eukaryota, Metazoa, Mollusca, Gastropoda, Lepetellida, Haliotidae. The transcript has 2 exons.